UGGGGGUUGUAGAGACAGGAAAGAACGGGAGAAAAGGAGGGAGAGGGAAGGAGGGGAAUAGACAGCCAUUACCGAAUCACAGUCGUGGUAUUCAUCGCUUCCUUGUCCCGGGUCAGUACAAACGGCUGAGUAGCAGCCCUGAUCAGACCGUCUGUACCUAAACGUGCUUCCGAAAGAGGAAAGACGCUUGUCGCGAGGAGGGCGACUCGAAGAGCCACAGCAUCCCUGUCUCUGUAACCCUGUAAAAUAUUCCGACUCGAGGACCGCUAAUCUCCGCCCCGCUCUUUUUCCAACCCUCCGGCGUGAUGGAGUCCUCGGACGAGGAGACACUGAGCGAGCGCUCCUACGUUAGCGAGAGGAGCGAGCGGUCUUUGCGUAGCGAGCGCUCGGGGGGUUCCCUGUCCCCCUGCCCGUCCGGACCCCAGGGCCCUCCUGGGGACACCCUACCUUGGAACCGACCGUCCAGACACGAGAGAGGAGAGAGGAGGAAGAGGAAGACCCACGACUCGGUGCUGGACCCGGCGGAGAGGGCGGUGGUGCGUGUUGCAGAUGAGCGAGACAGGGUGCAGAAGAAAACCUUCAUGAAAUGGGUCAACAAACAUCUCAUCAAGGUGAGGAAGCACAUCACAGACCUGUACGAGGACYUGAGAGAUGGACACAACUUGAUCUCCCUCCUGGAGGUCCUCUCUGGAGUCACCCUGCCCAGAGAAAAGGGUCGCAUGCGAUUCCACCGGCUCCAGAAUGUCCAGAUCGCCCUGGACUUCCUCAAACAGAGACAGGUCAAACUGGUGAACAUCCGGAACGAUGACAUCACAGACGGCAACCCCAAGCUGACACUGGGCCUCAUCUGGACCAUCAUCCUGCACUUCCAGAUCUCAGAGAUCUACGUGAGCGGUGAGUCAGGGGACCUGACGGCGAAGGAGAAGCUGUUGUUAUGGAGCCAGCAGGCCACAGAGGGCUGGCCUGGCCUCCGCUGUACCAACUUCUCCUCUUCCUGGCGCGACGGGCGCAUGUUCAACGCCCUGCUCCACCGAUUCAGGCCAGACCUGAUUGACAUGGAGGUGGUGGCGCAGCAGAGUAACCUUGACAACCUGGAGCAGGCCUUUGAGAUCGCCGAGUCGCUAGGGGUGACCAGACUACUGGACGCUGAAGAUGUGGACGUUCCGUCUCCAGAUGAGAAGUCGGUCAUCACGUACGUCUCCUCCAUCUACGAUGCCUUCCCCAAGAUCCCAGAGGGAGGAGAGGGCAUCGCCGCACACGAGGUGGAUCACCGCUGGGCAGAGUACCAGUCUCGUUUCUCCACGCUGCUCCAGUGGAGCAGGCAGCACACGGCACUCAUGGCCAACAAGAACUUCCCACUUAACCCUGUGGAGCUCAAGGCACUUUACAAUGAGUACGUCCAUUUCAAAGAGACGGUGAUCCCUGCCAAGGAGCUGGAGAAGAGUGGCGUUGAACACCUCUACAAACUGCUGGAGGUAUGGAUGGAGUUUGGGCGCAUCAAGCUGCCCCUGGGCCUGCACCCCAACGACCUGGAGGAGGAGUGGGGCAAGCUGAUCCUGGAGAUGCUGGAGAGAGAGAAGGCCCUGCGGCCCGCUGUGGAGAGACUGGAGUUAUUGCUGCAGAUGGCCAAUAAGAUCCAGAACAUGGCCCUGGACUGUGAGGAGAAGCUCACCCUGGCCAAGAACACACUGCAGGCCGACAUGUCCCAGGUGGAGAGUGGCGAGGCGGUGCGUUGUGAGAGGGAGCUGGGUUUGUACCUGCAGGACUGUGAGGUUCUGAUCAGACGGCUCAACGUGGACCUCCACGUCCUCCGAGACCAGAAGUACUACCAGGUGGAGCAGCUCGCCUUCAGAGUGUCCUGUCUACACGAGGAGCUGGUCUCUCUCCGGCUCCAGUGCUCCAGCGUCUACAGGAAGGGUCACUUCUCCCCGGUGACGGGGGGAGACCGGACGGCCCCGCGGGGGAGCGACAGUGGUCUCUCCCUGUCCACGGGGGCCCAGACCCUACUGGGGGCAGUGGGGGUGAUGGGGGCAGCCCUGCUCAGGAGACCCAUGUCCCGCUCUCAGCUGGUGGCCAUGUCAUCCUCGGAGGACGAGGGGAGUCUCCGGUUCGUCUAUGAGCUCCUGGGAUGGGUGGAGGAGACACAGGACGUGCUGGAGCGUGCCGAGUCGGGGGCGGACCUGCCCUCUGUAGAGCAGAACCUUCAGGACCACCAGAACAUCCACACUGCCGUGGAGGAGCUGCUGCACAGCCUGAAGGAGGCUCGCAACUACGAGACGAAAGUCUCUCGUAACUUCAGGAGCAAUUAUUCUGACACUCUGGCCAAGCUGGAGCAGCAGUACUGCAAACUACUGGAAAACUCAUCGUGGCGUAUGCGCUGCCUGGAGAGCCUGCAUGCGUUUGUGUGUCACUGUACAGAGGAGCUGAUCUGGCUCAACGAGCGAGAAGAGGAGGAACUGGCCUACGACUGGAGCCACAACAAUACCAACGUCAACGCCAAGAGAGAUCUAUACGCCGAAAUGAGGUCAGAGCUGGAGGAGAAACAGGAAGUGAUGCACUCGCUGCAGGAAACGGCCGACCGGCUCUGUCAGGAGAACCACCCGGCCAAACAGACAGUGGAGGCGUACAGUGCAGCGCUGCAGACCCAGUGGCAGUGGGUACGCCAGCUGUGUGUGUGUGUGGAGCAGCAUCUCAAAGACAAUACUGCCUACUUCCAGUUUGUGAGUGACGCACGGGACUGCGAGACGUACCUGCGUCAGCUCCAGGACACCAUAAAGMGACAGUACACCUGUGACAAGGACAGCAGGCUGGGCAAGCUGGAGGACCUGCUGCAAGACUCUAUGGAGGAGAAGGAGCAGCUGAUUGAGUACCGCAGCUCUGUGGCCAGCCUGGUGGGCCGGGCCAAGACGGUGGUGCAGCUCCUCCCCCGCAGCGCGGAGAGCACCCUGGGAAGCACCACGCCCAUCCGCGCCAUCUGUGACUACMGGCAGAUAGAGGUACCACACCCACACUCUGAUGAGUGUGUGUGUUUGGAGAACUCUCAGAGGACUAAAUGGAAGGUGAUAGCAUUUCCCAGUGGAGAAGGUAGGCCAUGGUGGUCAGUCUGCUUCACCGUAACAGCAGCCCAACCAGAGGCCAUGGACACGCGAAGCAGGUACACAUCGUGUACCAGGACAGUGAUGUCUCUAUGGCAUCUAACGACGUAGAUGAAGAGUGUGGUCUCCUGGCACUCUGCAGAAAGAGAUCAAGGCGGUAUCUCCUGGAGCCUAGCCACGGUACGUUCCCAGACCCCUGUGGCCAGGGACCAGGCUCUGGACCAUUUGGAGGCCCACCUGGCUGACUUCCUCUCUGACAGCAAAGAGAGCGCCCUCUUCAACCCCGCUGAGAGACGCGAGCUGGAGAGAGACGCCCACACCGCCCAGGAACACUGCCAGGACCUGCUGGUCAACAUGGAGACAGUGGAGAAGGAUGAGUCUGUCUCUCGGUCCUACCUGNUGUCAGAGCUCCAGAACAUUAAACUGCGUCUGGAGGAGGCGGAGCAAAAGCUGAUGCGCGGCAUUCAGACUCCGCCCCCUAGCAACCUAUCGGGCAACAGCGUCGACAACACUGUUCAAAUUGCAGAGCAAGAGAAGCUGCAGUCGGACCUGGAUGGCCUGCGGACCAGUCUUGGUGAGGUKUCGCGUCGCUGUGUGAGUUUCUUUGAGGAGAAGCCYACCUCCUCCACUGUUCCCGUGCUGCGCUCUGAACUCAACCUGGCUGUGGAGAAGAUCGACAGACUACACAACCUCUCCUCUGUCUACCUGCGCAAGCUGAAGACAGUGGAUGUGCUGAUCCACAGCUUGCAGGCUGCAGAGAGCCAGGUGAAGAGGUACGAGAGCAGGCUGAGUGAGGAGGACAUCGUCCCGGCAGACGCCAACGCAAUCCAGGCCCUACGGGAACAACUGGGGACGUGGCAGUCAGAGCUUGAGGACCAGGAGGGGGUGUUGAGCUCCCUGCAGUCGGGGGUGCAGAAGGCCCGGGAGACGGGGACUCAGCUGAACAGGCUCCACCCAGACCGCAGCCCGGAGCUGGAGCGCUACCAGGAGAAAGCCGCCCAGCUCACCGAGAGGUGGGCCGGAGUCAAGAGACAGAUGGACACACGGCGAGCCGAGCUAGAGGCUCUGGGCUCGGUCCUGCAGCACUACAGAGACGGCCACUCUGCUCUGAUCCACUGGAUAGAGGAGACCACUGAGAGACAGGAGAACACYCAGCCUGGACAGACUGACAGCAGAGUCCUGUCUGAACAACUGGCAGAACAAACGGCAUUAGUAGCCGAGAUCGAAAAGAACCAGACCAAACUAGACGAGUGCCAAACCCACUCCAAACAGUACUGCACCUCUGUCAAGGACUACGAGCUACAACUGAUGACAUUCAAAGCCUUUGUGGAGUCGACCCAGAAAUCCACUGUUAAGAGGAGGAGGAUGCACUCUUCAUCAGACGCCAUCACGCAGGAGUUCAUGGACUUGCGCACACGCUACACAGCCCUGGUUACCUUGACGACGCAACACGUCAAGUACAUCAGCGAUGCACUGAGAAGACUAGAGGAGGAAGAGAAAGAGGUGGAGGAGGAGAGGCAGCAGAGGGUAGRCCAGGUGUCAGAGCUGCUGGGCUGGGUCAAGGGCCUCCAGGGCCGAGCAGGGGACCCCUCCGCCGAGUCAUCCAUCGCAGCGCAGGAGGCCGUGAGUGAGCAGUUAGCGGCUAAGAAGGAAGAGGUGGCUCAGGCGAUCAGGAACACCCAAGUCUUCCUGAUGUCUAAACAGGCCAGCAAGUUGUCCCCAGAGGAACGUGUCCAGGUGACCUCCCAGCUGGAUGAGCUGACGGCCACCUACAGCCAGCUGUGUGACCGUUCCACCGCCCGACUGCAACAGCUGGAGCAGGAGCAGGCCAAAGAGGAGCAGAGAAAGAGCCAAGCUGCCAUUGGCGGAGUUAUUGACCUGGGCACCAUGGAAACUAUCCCAGUCUUCCAAGCUGCUCAGCGUGGCCUCAUUGAUCAGGACACCUGCCAUGUCUUAUUGGAGGCCCAGCUCACCAUGGGUGGGUUAUUUCAUCCUGUCUCCCCUGUGAGCCUAUCACUGGAAGARGGCUUCAACUGUGGCCUGAUUGAUAGUAUCAUCAGCCAAUCCCUAGCAGAGCUGGAGAGUGCCUUGCAUCUUGUCGACCAGACAGAACAACUGGAGGGCCAGCUCCUCCCAGUGGCUGCAGCCAUGGAGGAGGGCCUUAUCAGAGAGGAGUUGGGGCUGCGUAUCCUGGAGCUGCAGAUGAACACAGGAGGCCUGAGGGAGUUGGGAGGAAGAAGACUGACSUUGGAUAGUGCUGGAGAGAUGGGCCUGCUGACCCCAAGGGUCUACACCAAGCUCAGGUCACGGGUCAAUCGGCGGGAGCUCGUUGACCCUAACACAGCUGAAAAGCUGAAUCUGUCUGAAUUGCAGCAGCGCUGCGUCCUCAGCGAUGACACCGGCUUGCAUUUGCUGCCAGUCAAACAGCAGCCAGGAGGCACCGUCUGCCUCGCUUCCGGCAGGAAGGUUGGGAUCUUCCGUGCUGUCCAAGAGAAUCUGAUUGACAGGCAAGUUACGGUGAGAUUGCUGGAGGCCCAGCUAUUUGCAGGUGGGAUCGCUGACCCCCGUACGGGACGCCGCCUGACUGUGGAUGAGGCUGUGCGUCACAAUCUGAUGGACCAGGACCUGGCCUGUGCCAUGYUGACCCGCCAGCUGCAGAGUGGUGGGAUACUAGACCCUGUAAGUGGGGAGCGCCUAGGGUUGGAGGAAGCAAUCCAGAGGGACCUGCUCUCACCUCGUMUGGCCCUGCUGGUGCUCGAGUCCCUCUGGGCUUUUAUGGGGAUGCUCUGGCCUGAGUCAGGGGAGCUGCUGCCCAUUGCAGAGGCUCUACAACAAGGGGUCAUCUCGGGAGAGCUGGCUCUGAACAUCCUGAGACAACGYCACACGAUAGGUGCCCUGUACCUUCCUGAAACCCCCAAGGUUGUGUCCCUGAAUCAGGCUAAGGAGGUCCUUGAACCCAAAGUGGCUGAGAUUUUGAAAGAGAUUCAGAUCCCAGAUGUGCUACACAACAUGAACCAGUCAGGCUCCCCAAAACUAAAUCGCCUAAGCUGGGGCUCCACUGGGUCAUCCCCUCCCUCCUCACCACCUGCCUCUUCCCCAGAGCACACAUGUGUCCCCUCAUUUCUGGAGGAGAUGGCCCCUGAGGAGCAGGCACAUCACCGCUUGCUUUUCCAUUUAAUGACCCACAGUUAUAUAGAUGCCCAUUCUGGCCAGCGCUUAGUGUUGCUCGAGCCUGAGCUGGUGGAACUUGUCAAGGCUGCUACUGGUCUGAUCAAUGUGGAUCCUAAUCCUGGAGUGGUUGUGUCAGGGUUGAGUUUGACUUCAGAAAGACAGGAGUKUAUGGAAGUAGUGCCAAUUGUAAGUUUGGCAGAUAAUCAGCAGACAAGGGAAAUUGGAGAGGUCCAGGAAAAGAAAACAUUCAGCUUGUCUGAAAAAUAUAUUUCCUCCAGAAAGAUGGUAGAAGAAGCUGAUAGUCAAGGAUGGGAUGGUACACCAGACAUGAUAUUGCAGGCUAAGCAAACUGGAAUUAAGGAGAUGGGACAGGUAGACCUUGACUCAACCAUGAGAAUAAGUGAGGAGGUAGAUGGAGGUGUACACRGAGAAGUAAAAAGUGAAAAGGAUGAAAUUGUUAUUAUUGAAAGUGUCCGGCCCUCAGCUGGACUACCAGAAAAGCAAUUAAUUACAGACUCGUAUGAAGAGGGGCUGGUAGAGAUUGAAUCAGAGGGAGCAAGAGAUAGAAGUCACAAAAAGACAAAGGAUAAGGACUCACUCAUGGAAGACAUUGACGGUACACUUGUUGAAGCCUCAGAAAUGUACUCAACACCAUUUAAGACCGAGGCAGAGACUCUGAUGCCAACCCAAUCUGAUGCCAACCCUAUUCCACCAUCAGAGACUAAUGAAAAUGAGAGCAUGCCUGUGAGUGUUGGAGUUAAACAUACUAUGAAGGAUGCUCAGAGGGUCACAGUGAAGACCCCACCCCAGGUUAUGAGUUUAGAGGCAGCAGCAGUGAAGAGUGAGGAGGAUGUUGAGCUGGAAAGGUUGACCUCAGAGCUUCACCAAGGGGGUCUACUGAUGGAAGGAGGGCAGCGGCUUCUCCCAGAUGAAGCCGUGGCUCAGGGGGUCCUCCCUGGACACACUGCAGUCAAGCUGAUGGCCAAGGCAGGACUUUUCGGMGGUUUCCUGGAUGUCAGUGCAUGCGAAUCUCUGAGCAUGGAGGAUGUGAUGCAGGAGGGUCUGCUUGACGAAGACCUGAUGUGGAGUGUGCUGAAAUCAGAGAAGACCCUGGCAGGGGUAGUGGAUGUAGAGAAGGGGAAGAUUUGUACCCUGAAGGAUGCUGCUCGGGCAGGCCUGAUAGACUCCAACACAGCUGCUCGGCUUCUGGAGGCCCAGGUGGUCUCAGGGGGAGUGGUUGACCUGCGGAGGGAUAAGAAAGUGUCUGUUACCCUGGCAGCCAACCUUGGGCUGAUAGAGGAGGACCAACGAGAGAAGCUAGUUGCGUUGGAGAAGUCAUACCGUGGAAAAUACUCAGACCCAGAUUCAGCGCUAACCAAAGCAACGUUGCAGCUGCAAAUGGAUGGGGUUGUCGAUCCCAAAACRAAGUCACCUGUUYCCCUAAAGCARGCCCUUGAAAGAGGUUUGCUUGGGCAGGAGGAAGUCUAUCAAGCCUUGUCCCAGCAAGUGGCAGAGGGUGGCAUCGUGCAYCACAACUCUGGAGUUAGACUGUCAGUUGCUGAUGCUUUGCAGCGAGGUYUGGUAGACCGUGCCAUAGCCSCAGAACURGGGGAGUUAGAGAGAGCAUGUCAGGGGGAAGUCGCCCUCUCUUCAAACCCAGAUGCUGCCCUCCUCCAGGCGUCCACAGGUGCCAUUUUGGACCCUGAUUUAAAGUGUAGACUUACAUUGACAGAGGCUGUCUCCGAUGGUCUGCUCGAUGAGAGCACUGCCAAGAAAGCAAUGGUUUCUCCAGGUGUAACACAAGGUUUGUUGGAUCCACAAAGUGCCCAAAUUGUGCCGUACUCAGACCUUGUAAACCAAGGCAAGAUUGACAUUAAGAGCGGAAAGCGCUUCUUGGAAGUGAAGCMUUUCAAGGGAAUCCAGGAUAAGCAAACAGGUGAAAUCCUGAAUUUAGCUGAAGCAAUUGYAUCUCAACAAGUUGAUCCGGUCCCAGCACUCAGAAUGUUGCAAAGCCAGGCAGACACUGGAGGGAUUAUUGAUAUUUCCAAUGGAGCUAGGCUCCCUCUGCCUAAAGCCUCUAAGAAAGGGCUGGUGGGAGAACAUAUGGCCAGGCUCAUUGCCACCAACCAGGUUCUGAAAGGGGGCUUGUUUGACCCUUCCACAGGGCAGAGAGUCUCUAGCCUGAAAAAAGCUGUCAAAGAUGGGCUUAUAUCCAGAGAAAUGGCUGCAGAACUCCAGGGCAACUUGGGCUCCAUGGAAGUAGAAUGUGACGAUGAGGAUAGUUCAACACCCAUUGCCUCUUCAAAUGGGACCUAUAGUCCUGCAGUCACAUUAUCAAUAUCCAGUCCAGACAGCCAAACCAAAAUAAUUAUUGAAAGUUCUGAAGUUAUUUCUCCAUCCACACAUCCAGAAGAGUCAGAAAAGGGUUAUAACCCUUUAAUGAUCACAGAGGACAUUGUAAAGACUCUAGAAGCCGGAACGUUCARGCAGUCAGAAGAUCUGCAACACCAUGGCUCUGUACACAUUGAAGAAGAAAUGGAAGAUGAACAGGUCUCAAUAGCCGGGAAGUCAUUGGAAAUUGAGUCGGACCAGUCAAUCAAUUUGUUGGCUCAGUUUGCAAUCAAUGCGAAGAAAAGGGUUCAGCAGGCCCUUCAGGAGAUGGAGACUCCGCAAGAUGUUACUGUUCGACCACCAGAAAAUGAAAACAAAAAGGGGUCUAGACCUGUGGGUGACAGUAGUUCAGUCACACAGCAGGGGCAGUCUGCUAUGGGCAAAGAACCACGGAUGGACUCGACAGGGGCCAUUGGCAGAGAAGGUAGGGAUCAACAGGGCAGCAUAGACAUUUCUACACUAGUUGAGAGAGAUGAAGGGAAGACAAAUGUGGCAGAAGACAGUAUUGAGAGCGUGGUGGAGCAAGGUAGAGUGGAGGUUGAGAGGGACACAAAGAUUGAGGUCACAGAGCGUGAUGAUCUUGGACAUGCAUCACCCCCUUCCAAGGAGGCCGAAGGAAAGAGCAAAAAGAAGAGGAAGAAUAAGAAGAAAGGAAAAGGGGAGGUUGACAUUGAGUCAGAGGGUAAGGAUAAGGGUAUUGAGUCCACCAGGGGUUAUGUUACCCCACAGGAGAAAGAGGAGUCCCUUGUGCAAGAUGUUCAAUCUGCACUUGGAAGUGCCAAGGCACAUUCUGUUGAGAGGUUUGGAGAUCCAGAAGAUAUUGGCAAAGUAAGGGAAGGUUCUACUGUUCCGCUAGGAGCCAUAGAAGAUGCUCUUGAGGUAGAGAGCGAUGGUACAGAAGAGUAUAAGAUCUUCAAGGACCAAAGACGGGUGGAGAAGAACAAAACGUCUAAGAUACCUAUGGCAUCAGAGAAGGUUGAACCUGUGACAGAGGAGAUACCAUCCAUCCAUGAUAAAGCAGAUUCUGAAGUGACAGUAACGAAGGGUGUUCUCGAUAGCUUGGACAAAAAGUCUAAGAUACCCAUAGUAGCAGAAAAGGUUGAAUCUGUGGCAGAUGAGCGAUCGUCCAUCCAUGAUAGAGUAUCCAUUCAUAAUAGAGUUUCUAAGGAUGAGCAAAAGCGGGAAGGCGAGCAGAUUGUGGGAAAGAGUGAUUCAGAUGGGGAGAAGACGGUUUCUCAACAGACUGGACAACAGGAGCAUAAGGAUAGAAAAGAGGUGGAAUUCACUCUGAAAACCCACCAGGCAGUAAAUGACAAAGAGGCCCUUUUACGGAAGGCGAAAGAGAGUAUCCUGAGGAAGGUGUUUGGGCGAGGUGUUAGUGAGAAGCAAGCUGCAGAGGAGCUAGUGGCACUGCGUCAGGUAGUGGGGAAGAAAGAGAGUUUGGUGACAUCCGAAGAGGAUCUUAAGACUGUGGGGAGUCCUGAGGUUUCACCAGAAAAGAGUAAAGGAAUUGACAAGAAGAAAGGAGAAAGAGAGAAAGUUCUGCCUGGCCAUUCUAUGAUUCCUGUAGCAGCAGAGGAAGUGGAAAAAGCUCUGCCAUACGAGGUUAAAGGAGGAAGGAAAGGGGAGAAAGUUUCACUAGACCAGGCUAAAGAAGGAGAGAAAGCUCUGCCAUACCAGGCUAGAGGAGGAGAGAAAGCUCUGCCAUACCAGGCUAGAGGAGGAGAGAAAACAGACCAGGCUAGAGGAGAGAAAGAGGAGAAAGUUCUACCAGACCAGGCUAGAGAAGGAGAGAAAGAGGAGAAAGCUCUGCCAUACCAGGCUGGAGAAGGAGAAAAAGUUAUACCAGACCAAGCUAAAGGAGAUAAAGAGGAGAAGGUUAUACCAUCUCAAACAGACCAGCUUAAAGAGAUGAUGCCGGGAAAGAAAAAUAAGAAGAACAAAAAAUCUAAGAUGCAUAAAGUGGUAGAAAAAGUUGAACCUGCGACAGAGGAGAAGCCAUCCAUCCACAAUAGAGCAGAYUCUGAAGUGAAAUCCACCCCGGCUGAUCUAGAAAGCUCAGUCUCUGGGGAGGAGCAGAAGAUUGAGAAGCAGCAAGACAAUAARUCAGACGGUGAUGUUACAACGGUGGCAAGUGGUGAGGAGCUGAACAAAAUGGCUGCCUCUACCAAGAGUCUUAGUGGAGUUGACACCAAUCAACAAAGAUCAACCCACACCACUGCACCGUACCAAAUCAAUGCACACCUUGAGGAGAAAACUAAGGAGGAUAUUUCUUUGAGGAGAGAAAUUGACCCACAUGGCAAGGAAAUUGAACAAUUUAGGAUUGGUACACCUGAGAAGGAUGUCCACCCAGACACYCAUCGUGUUAUUGACGUUGUGGAUGCCUCUCCUGAAGCCCUUGUAUCCAUGUCAGGCGCCCACCUGGUCAAGGCCUCUGUGGCUCCAGGUACCCAGACUGCUAAGACCACAGAGGAAACUGAUGCACAUCUGGUGAAAGAUACUGAGGAGGACCGGUGUCCGAGCAAACAAACUGAUCUUCCUGGCAAGGACAUUGAACAACUAAGAAUUAGUACACCUGAGGAGGCAUUUUUGGCACCUGCUACCCAGCCAGCUAAAACUACUGGCAAAGGGAAGAAGAAGAAAACGAAACAGCAAGAACAACAGCAGGAGCAGAAACUUGACAGUCCCACUGAAACUGAGUGUAAAGAGGAACAGUACCUUGAGGAGUCCACAGAAUCAGGACAGUCCUGGUCUGACGAGACCCCACAGUCUGAUGCAAAUGAGAUUGUUGAGUCUGAUACAACAGAGAGCUGGGAGGAGGAUGGAGAAAUCCAAGAAUUGGAGAUAAGGAAAGAGAAGAGCCCAGCUAAGACGGGAAAGUCCUCGUUGCUCCGCCAGGAAUUCCUGGAACAUGACCAGCAAAUUGUGGCUCUGCUCUCUAUGGUGAGACACAUCGAGGUUCGCCUCAAGCAGCAGCAGCAACAGUCGAUUGGUCGCAGCCUCAUUGCCCUUGAUGACAUCAUCAAACAGACAGAGACCUUGGAUCUAGAACUUUGGGAUUUAGAAUCCCAGGUCAAAAAGGAAGUGGAUGCUGCUGGGCAGCUGCUGGAGCCCCGCCCACAGGAAGUACCACCUCAGCUACUAUUGGCCUURGAAAAGGAUGGGCGAAGCUUAGCUCGAGGUUACGAAGCCGCCAGAGGGGUUUCAGAAAACAUYCUGCAGGGGAUGCGCGCACACAGAGAGGCACAUAAGGAGGCAGUGACUGGGGAACAGAAGUCACUUGGAGGRCGAGUAGAGGAUCUUCUCUUCUGGCUGAAGGAGACUGAGGCACAAAUUACAGGAAUGGAUGGGCAAMCCCAGGGCGAGACUCCUKCUCAGCGCACMCAACAGCUCCAGCUAUGCAAGGAGUUGCAGUCGUCUCUCUCGGCACGCUCCAAUGACGUCAACGCGCUUGCCUUUGACAUCCAGGUGUUCAUCUCGGAGCGGGCUCAGGACCUGGCUCCMGAACAGAGCAGGCACCUCCUUGGGCAGCURCAACAGCUCCAGAGGGGCUUCCACCGAGCCGCUGGCCAAGCCCACGCCAAGACYGACGCCCUCGCCGCCCGGAGAGAGAGGGAGGAGGAGAGGCAGCGCAGACGCGAAGAAAAGGAAGAGGAAGAGGAGGAGAGAGAAAGAGAGAGACAGAGUGCAAGGGASAGAGAGGUUGGCAAACCGCUGGCUAUGUUGCGCAGUCCCAUUUGGAGUUCUGGAAUAMAUGUUGUGGUGCAGCAGCAGAAAGCAGAGUGCUCACAAAAAUUGGAAGGCCUUACAAUGUGGUUGGCCGGAGCUGCCAGCGUGCUGGCCAAUCAAAGAGCGGGAGCAGAGUCGGGUGACGUGAAUGUGCUGCAGCAGAAACGGAGCGAGCUGAAGGAAGUACAGAAGGACCUGCAGACCAGAGGCGAGGGCGUGGCGGAGACCAUCCGCUCGGUGGAGGAGUUCCUGGCGGAGCACGGUGACAGCCUGAGUCCAGAGGACAGGGCCAACCUCCAGGGGGCACUCUCCCGUAUGAAGGAGCAGUACAGUGCCCUGACGGACACGGCCUACUCCUCCCUGGCCCAGCUGGACACGGCCAUCAGCACCRCCGUCCAACAGAACACACAGAGGGCGAAGGCAGUAGAGGAGCUGCAGGAGACGCGGUGUCAGAUCGACUCGCUGCUAGAGGAGCUCUCCUCCCUGAACCAGCCUGGGAAAAGAGGAACUGGCAUGACUGUUACUGACCACCCCUCCUCGCCAGAGGGAAGACUACAAUCACACAGCGACAUGCUCCAGGCAGAGCUCCAGCAGCUCCAGGCCCAGCAGGCMCAGCUGAUGCAGGUGUCCCAGAACGCUCGCUCCCUCCUGGACCAGCCCGACUCGGCCGUGCCAGCCGAGGAGAAACGGCGUCUGCGGGACCAGCUAGACCAGCUCCAGACCCAACACCAGGAGAAGCUGCGGUCUUGCCAGGAGAGGCUGAGGCGCUCGGAGGCCCUUAAGGACGAGCUGGCCAAGUUCCUCCAGGAGCAGGGAGGCCUGGGGACCUGGCUGGAACAGAGUGAGGGGGAGCUGUGUUCCCUGGGRGAAGGAGAGACGGACGCACAGGGCCUGAAGGGGAGACUGGAAGAGCACAAGAAGCUGGCGGAGGAUGUGAUCUGCCACAGGGCAGACCUGCGCUUCGUGUCCAUCUCGGGUCAGAAGGUGCUGGACUCCUUCCAGGGGGCUCUGGAGAAGGUAGGAGGGUCUGACCCAGCCCUGGAGGAGACCAGGCAGCUGGUCACUGACAAGCUACAGGACGCCAACCACCGCUACACCGCGCUGCACACCAAGUCGUCAGAUCUGGGCGGGCGUCUGUCGGGUCUGUUGGAACGCUACCAGCAGUACCAGGACGAGGCUGUGUCGCUCCACACCUGGCUCAGCGCCCAGGAGCAGAACCAGAGUAUAGCCGGACCCAGCGGAGAGACCGACACACAGACACUACAGAACACACUGCGGGCCGUACAGCUGUUGCAGGAUGAGCUGGCGGAGCGGUCAGUCCAGUUGGAGAAGGUGAGGAGGGYAGGCAGAGAGCUGGCUAACACACAGGAGUCCCCCACUCUCAGAGCUGCCGAGAUCAUCAGCACUGCAGAUGGCCUGGAGAAGAGGUUCAGCUCKCUGUCUGAGUCCGUGUCGGAGCGGGCUGAGCAGCUCCAGACGUCCGUAGCCCAGUCGGUCAGUGUCCAGGAGGGGCUGAAGGGCCUGCUAGCCUGGCUGGACGGCCUACUGCUGACCCCCGGGCCCGUCCAACCCACCGCACAGGCUGUCCAGGAUGCCCUCACACAGAAUCAGAAACUACGCCAGGAGCUGUUAUCCAGACAGGGAAGUGUGGAGGCCACCUGUGACUCUCUCUCCAAACUGCUCCAGAGCUCUGACGCCUCCACGGCCUCCGGGCUCCAGGCGUCACUAGAGAGCCUGACCCAGAGGUACGCCGUGGCACAGGCCAAGCAGGCCGAGAGGGAGGCUGAGCUCCGGGSGCUCCUGCCCAAGCUGGAGAACUAUGAGAGACUGAGUACAGACUUGCAGGGUUUUACUCAGACCAGGCUGAGAGCUCUGAGCCCCGCAGGACAGCCUGACCGCAGUGUGGAGGACUACAGACAGACCAUUGAGGAGGUGAGAGCGGAGCAGGAGCAGGAGGCAGGUCAACUGAAGUCAUUCUGCCAGCUGGGGACAGACCUCAGCCAAGCCAAGGCCCUGACCAGCACACAGACCCUACUGGACAAAGUCAGAGAGGUGUCCGAUGAGUUCGCCCGACUGGAAUCCAACAUCACUGAAAGGAACAACGCCACCCAGAGUUGUGAGCAGCGGUUGGGCCAGUUCCGCUCUCUCUCUGGCUCCCUCCUCAGGUGGCUCCAGACAACACAGGAGCAGCUGCCUCCCAAAGAGCCCAACCUCAGCACAGAGGCCCUGCAGAGGAGAGUGCAGCAGCUCACGGACUUACUGAGUGACUGGGAGGCCCAGGGGGUUCAGGUUCAGGAGCUGAACAAGACUGGAUCAGAACUGGAGACCCUCAUCAUCAACAUCACAGCCCCCCAGGCCAAGACAGGUGUUCCCCAGAUCAAUGGUGCAGACAGCCCCAGCAGGGUUAAUGGCAUUCACACAUGCAAAGACCUGACAGAGAUGCAGGUGGCGGUGGCGGAAGUGAACGGUCGUUACGAGGAGCUGGGAGGGGAACUGAAGAACAGACGGGGGCACCAGGAGGCUUCUCUGGAGCUCAGRCAGAAGGCCAGCCAGGGUACCGAGGAGCUCAGCCGCUGGCUGGGAGACCGGGAGAACAGCCUGCACCUGGGCCAGACCACCACCUCCCCCUCCAAACCUGAGUUGGUACGCGCCCAGGCCCAGGAGAACAAGGCCUUACUGUCUGAGCUGGCAGAGCAUUCUGGGAAGGUGGAGGAGCUGAAGAGCACCCUGGAGAAGCUGAUAGCAGACAACCCAGACUCCCCAGAGGCAGACACCUGGAGACAACAAAUGAAGGAGAUCGACUCCCGCUGGGCAAAGGCCAAUGAGACGGCAGUACAGAGACAGACGGAACUGGAGACCUGUGCYGAUAGGCUGGGCAGCUUUGCCACAGCAGCCAGUCAGUUGGGUCCGUGGCUCAGAGAGAAGGAGCUGAUGAUGAGUGUGCUGGGACCCCUGAGCAUCGACMCCAACAUGCUGAACACCCAGAAACAACAAGUACAGUUCAUGCUGCGUGAGUUUGAGACCCGCCGGCCCCAGUUCGACCAACUCACCCAGGCGGCCGAGGGCAUCCUUUCCCCGUCUGGUGGCGACUCCUCCCCGCAGGAUGCCAAGGACCUAGCRGAGGUCCGGUCCGAGCUGGGCUCCAUCUCUCAGCAGUGGGACGACCUCACUCAACGUCUGUCCCGRCGCUCGGAGCACAUCGACCAGGCCCAGGGCACCAGCGAGCGAUACCAGGCCCUGCUGAAGGACCUUUCGGUUAGCGUGGGGGCGCUAGGCGAGCGGCUGGACGGCCAGGCCUCGCUCAGUGCCCAGCCCGAGGCCCUGAAACAGCGCCUGCAGGAGACAGGCGAGAUCCGCUCUGAGCUGGAGCAGAGGAGGGAAGAGUUGGGCGAGGCGGAGAAGCUGUGCGGCGAGCUGAGCGCCAUCGUGGUUGAACCUUACCUGAGAGACGAGCUGAAGAAGAGGCUGGAGAGCGUGAGCAGCCCGCUGAGGAGCCUGGAGGAGAGGGCCACUGACGGUCUAUCCCAGCUCCAAGCCGCUCUCUCAAGCACCCAGCAGUUCCAGCAGAUGUUCGAGGAGCUGCGGAGCUGGCUGGACAACCAGGGUGGKCAAAGAGACUCUACCGCCGACUCCCUCCCCUGCCAGCCCGAGGCUAUCCGGACCCUGUUUGCCCAGCAAGACGAGCUUCAUCGUGGGGUGGCCAGCCAACGUGGCCCYUACGAGCUCAUCCAGGCCGAGGGGGCCUCCCUGCUCGCCAAGCUACCCGCCGGCGGCGAAGAAMGAUCAGCCUUACAGUCCCGGCUCGCCACCCUACGCCAGGACUGGGAUGAGCUUAAUCAGUGCAUCGUGGAACGCCAGAACCGGCUGAMAACCGCCCUGACCAAGGCCGAGAGUUACCAGCAGCACCGCGCCAAGCUCACGCCCUGGGUGACAGAGUGCGAGAAGCGGGAAGCUGACAUCCAGCCCUCCCUCGACCCUGCGGCCCUGGACGAGGCCUUGCAGAAGGCCAGGCAGCUGGGGUUAGACCUGGAGCACCAUCGCCCACUCCUGGAGGAUUUAAACACUGCAGCCGACCAACUCCUGGAACACUGCCGCGUCGGAGAAGAAGACAUACGUGACGAAAAAGCCCAACUCAACCGUAGAGUCGACGGGCUGGCAGAAAAACUCCAGAACUGUGUUUCCCAGCUGGAAGAGUUAGCGGGUCGACUUAAGGAGUUUGAGGACGGGCGGCAGACGGUGGAGAGGAGGCUGGAGGCGGCGCGGCAUCAGAUCGAGGUGCAGGAGGCGCUKGGCCCACAGGCGUGCAGCAACAAGAGCCUGGAGCGGCUGAGGAGCCAGCAGGAGACGCUSCACUCGCUGCAGCCACAGGUGGCCUACCUGAGGGAUCUGGCCCAGGGGCUKGUGCAGGACGCACCCCACACAGCAGGGGGKGGYGGAGAGGGAGGACAGAGGCUGGAGCAGCAGGCCCGRGACACGGACAGAGAGUUUGGAGACGUCAGCGAAAAGAUUGAAAAGUGCUGUUCCACCCUGGAGUCCCGUCUCCAGGGUGUGGGGGAAGUCCAGUCCUCGGUACGCGACCUCUUCUCCCGCCUGGCCGACCUGGACGACGAGCUGGACUCGCUGAGYCCCGUGGGGCGCGAUGCCGACUCGCUCGCCUCGCAGGCGGACGCCGUCCGCACUUUCCUGGCUCGCCUGGCCACGUUGAGGUCGGAGCUCGAAGGUCACGGGGGCGACUGCACCGCCAUGCUCCGCCGAGAGGGGUCGUCUCCCGAUCUCCUCGCCCUGAGGAGAGAGACGGAGGCCCUGAGCCGCCAGGCUGGGAAGCUGGCCGAGAGGGGCCAGGCCAGACUGGAGCAGAUCGGGGCAGCUGCCGAGAAGGUGGGAGAAUUCUACGCCCAGGUGGCGGCGCUGCAAGGGCUACUGGGACGGGCAGAGGARGGGCUGAACUCGCAGGGCGUGGUGGGGACGGAGGUGGACACCAUCAAGCAGCAGCUGCACGAGUUCAAGGCGGUGGAGAGGGAGCAGGUGGACAGCAUUCAACCCAAGCUGCAGCGCGUGAACGCGGUGGGCCAGGGCCUGAUCCAGAGUGCAGCCAAACACACAGACACCCAGGCUCUGGAGCACGACCUAGAGACCACCAACCUCAGAUGGAACUCCCUCAACAAGAGGAUUGCAGAGCGCAUCGCCCAGUUGCAGGAAGCUCUGUUGCAUUGUGGGAAGUUCCAGGAUGCCCUGGAGCCUCUUCUGAGCUGGCUGAGUGACACGGAGGAACUGGUAGCCAAUCAGAAGCCCCCGUCAGCCGAGUACAGAGUGGUCAAGGCCCAGAUCCAGGAACAGAAGCUGUUACAAAGACUGCUGGACGACCGCAGAGCCACUGUUCAGAUGAUCCAGGGAGAGGGGGAGAGGAUCGCCGCCACGGCCGAGACACAGGACAGAGACAAGAUCCAGAAGCAGCUGGAGAGUCUGGGGGAGAGAUGGGGCGAGCUGCUGGAGAARGCCMGGGCAAGGCAGUGCCAGUUGGAGGAGCUGCAGGCGCUGGCACUUCAGUUCCACGAGGCGGUGGAGCCUCUUGGAGAGUGGCUGAGUGCCACCGAGCGACGCCUGAGCACCGCCGAGCCCAUGGGAACCCAGACUUCCAAGAUCACCCAGCAGAUUACAAAACACAAGUCUCUGAAUGAAGAGAUAGUGAGCAGGAAGAAGCAGGUUGACCAGGCCAUCAAGAACGGACAGGCCCUGCGUCCAAGCAACCACCGGAAAAGCUGGACGGGUAUCAAGUCUCGCACGCUGAGUGACGGGCGGGAGCUAGCAAAACCCUCCAUCCGCGGAGCAGCCCUGGCAGCGAGCAACGAUUCGCCACGCAUCCACGAUCGACGGUCAACCAAUGAGCUGAAGUGUGUGUCGGCGAGAAGGUCUGGUUUUGGACACGGUCAACGAGAUGGGCAGUGCCCCUUAGACCUGGUGCCCUGGCGUGCCCGCGAGGGCCUAGACCGCCUGGUGGCUGACGCCAACCAGCGUCCGAACGGCGGACGAGACCAUCCCCAGCGGGUACAGCUGGUACAGGCUGCCGUCCAGAGGUCACAACAGUAUGAGGAGGCGGUGGACGCGGAGCUGACCUGGGCUGGGGAGACGGAGAGGAAGCUAUCCUCCCUGGGUCCUCUGAGUCUGGAGCCUGACGUCACCGUGGCCCAGCUACAGGUCCAGAGGGCCUUCAAUAUCGACAUCAUCCGACACAAAGACACCGUGGACCAGCUACUCCACACCAGGGACGACAUCCUGGAGACGUGCAGCGACCAGCAGAGAGACGCUCUGAUGGUGAAGACUGACUCGCUAUCUGCCCGCUACGAAGUGGUGAGCCAGCGGCACCAGGAGCGUUUCUCAGCCCUGGAGCAGGCCCAGGUCCUGGUGGCCCGCUUCUGGGAGACCCAGGAGGAGCUGGAGCCCUGGCUGGGGGAGACCGAGACCCUUAUAGCCCAGCUGCCCCCACCCGCCAUCGACACCGAGGCCCUGCGACUACAACAGGAGCAGAUGAGGCUCUUGAGGGAGUCCAUAGCGGAGCACAAGCCCCACAUCGACAAGCUGCUGAAGAUCGGCCCCCAGCUGGCCGUUCUGAGUCACCAGGAGGGGGCCACGGUGAGGCAGCGCUACAGCGACGCCGAGAAACGCUACGCGGCCAUCAAGGAGGAGGUCAAGGGUCACGCCGCCACCCUGGACGAGGCUAUGUCUCAGUCUGCGCAGUUCCAUGACAAGAUGGACCCCCUGUUGGAGACCUUGGAAGGGGCUGUGCAGCGCCUCCGCUCCCCUUCUCCCGUGGCGGCGGAGGCGGAUAAGAUCCGGGAGCAGCUGGCUGAGCACAAGGCAACCGGGCUGGAACUGGACAAACUGCUGCCCUCCUUCUCUGCCCUGUGUGCCCGCGGCGAGGAGCUCAUCAGUAGAGCAGCCCACGACGAUCCUGCCGCUGAAGCCGUGCAUUCCCGUCUCCUGCGUCUGCGCUCCCUGUGGGAUGAGAUCCGGCAGAGGGCUGAGGAGCGGGAGGGGAAGCUGACGGACGUCUUGGACCUGGCUGGGAAGUUCUGGGCCGACAUGGCGGCGCUACUGAGCACGCUCCGUGACUCGCAGGACAUCUCAGGAGGGAGACCCGGGGUGACCCCUCACUCAAUCAAGCAGCAGAUAGAGGCGGCAGAGGCCAUCAAGGCCGAGACAGAUGGGCUGAGGAGGAGCUGGAGUUUGUACGAACCCUUGGGGCUGAACUCAUCGUUGCCUGCGGAGAGAAACGGAGAAAUGAAUGCCGCCUGGGAAGGCCUGAACCCCGGACGUGAGAGAGAGGAUGGAGAGGUGAGGAGGCCUGAUGCCUUCUGGCAGACCAGGAUGACGUUGCAGGUCACGCAGUACAAGGUGGAGGUGUACCAGCAGCAGAUAGACAUGGAGAAGCUGUGCCACCAGGGGGAGCUGCUGCUCAAGAAAGUCUCGGACCAGAACGACAGAGACAUGAUCCAGGAGCCCCUCACGGAGCUCCGACACCUCUGGGACAACCUGGGGGACAAGAUCAUUCACAGACAGCAUAAGUUGGAAGGUGCUCUCCUGGCUCUAGGUCAGUUCCAGCAUGCCUUGUCUGAGCUGCAGUCCUGGCUGAGUCACACCCACGCCACCCUGGACACACAGAGACCCAUCAACUCUGACCCCAAGGCCAUCGAGAUAGAAMUGGCCAGACACCACGUGCUGAGGAACGACGUGCUGUCCCAUCGCUCCACGGUGGAGACGGUGAACGCGGCAGGGGCUGAGCUGCUGGAGUCCAGUCCCGGGGAGGAGGCCAACCACCUCCGCGACCAGCUGGACCACCUCAACCGCGGCUGGGAGAACCUGCUACUCAAGACCCAGGACCGKCARAAACUACUGGAGGCCGCACUGCAUAAGGCGGAGGGUUUCCAUGGUGAGCUGGAGGAGUUCCUGCAGUGGCUGAGGAGGACAGAGAGCCAGCUGUCUGCAGCCAAACCCACAGGUGGCCUGCCUGAGACYGCCCGGGAGCAGCUGCAGCAGCACCUGGAGCUUCAGACCCAGUUGACCCAGCGCGCUGAGCAGUACAACCGGCUGCUGGACGCGGGAGAGUCCAUGUUGCUGUCCCGCGGGGGGGAGGAGGGCGGCCCCGGGGCUGGCACCACCCAGACCCAACAGAACCUGGCCCUGCUGCAGAACAAGUGGGCCAGCCUGAACACCAAGAUGGAUGACCGCAGGGCGAAGCUGGACGAAGCGGUGUCGCUGGCCACAGGGUUCCAGUCCUCCCUCCAGGACACCAUCAACUGGCUGACCCAGGCUGAGCAGACCCUCAACAUGGCUCAGGCCCCCUCCCUCAUCCUGGACACCGUCCUCUUCCAGAUAGACGAACACAAGGUGUUUGUGAAUGAGGUGAACACCCACAGGGAGCAGGUUUUGGCUCUGGAGAAGGCCGGCUCUCAGCUGCGUUUCGCCAGUCUGAAGCAGGAUGUGGUUCUGAUCAAGAACCUUCUGCUGAGUGUUCAGGCCCGCUGGGAUAAGCUGGUGCAGAGGUCCCUGGACCGUGGCAGACACCUCGACGAAGCCCGCAAGAGGGCCAAGCAGUUCCAUGAGGCUUGGAGGAAACUGUCAGACUGGCUGGAGGAGGCUGAGAGCCGCCUAGACUCGGAGCUGGAGAUCUCCAACGAGCCAGACAAGAUCAAAGUACAACUGACCAAACACAAGCGACGUAUAAGGGCGGAGGCAGUGUUCCGCACGGCGGUGGCAGCUGCUGCUGGAGGGCUGUCGGAGGCAGAGCAGACGCUGCGGUUCCGCGGCGUGCCUGCCGAGGAAUGGCGGAGACCUCUGAGACAGCUGCGCCACACCCGGAAUAUGGCCACGUGGAGGAGAAGGGGACCGAAAGUGAACCGGGCAGCGGGCCAGGUUUGCGAGGCCAUCCGUCACGCUCCUCCCGUGGCGGCUCCUCAACUCCUCUCCUCCUGUGAGCAGCAGUACAAGGUGGAGGUGUACCAGCAGCAGAUAGACAUGGAGAAGCUGUGCCACCAGGGGGAGCUGCUGCUCAAGAAAGUCUCGGACCAGAACGACAGAGACAUGAUCCAGGAGCCCCUCACGGAGCUCCGACACCUCUGGGACAACCUGGGGGACAAGAUCAUUCACAGACAGCAUAAGUUGGAAGGUGCUCUCCUGGCUCUAGGUCAGUUCCAGCAUGCCUUGUCUGAGCUGCAGUCCUGGCUGAGUCACACCCACGCCACCCUGGACACACAGAGACCCAUCAACUCUGACCCCAAGGCCAUCGAGAUAGAACUGGCCAAGCACCACGUGCUGAGGAACGACGUGCUGUCCCAUCGGUCCACGGUGGAGACGGUGAACGCGGCGGGGGCUGAGCUGCUGGAGUCCAGUCCCGGGGACGAGGCCAACCACCUCCGCGGCCAGCUGGACCACCUCAACCGCGGCUGGGAGAACCUGCUACUCAAGACCCAGGACCGACAGAAACUACUGGAGGCCGCACUGCACCAGGCGGAGGGUUUCCAUGGUGAGCUAGAGGAGUUCCUGCAGUGGCUGAGGAGGACAGAGAGCCAGCUGUCUGCAGCCAAACCCACAGGUGGCCUGCCUGAGACGGCCCGGGAGCAGCUGCAGCAGCACCUGGAGCUCCAAACCCAGUUGGCCCAGCGCGCUGAGCAGUACAACCGGCUGCUGGACGCGGGAGAGUCCAUGUUGCUUUCCCGCGGGGGGGAGGAGGGUGGCCCCGGAGCUGGUACGACCCAGACCCAACAGAACUUGGCCCUGCUGCAGAACAAGUGGGCCAGCCUGAACACCAAGAUGGACGACCGCAGGGCGAAGCUGGACGAGGCGGUGUCGCUGGCCACAGGGUUCCAGUCCUCGCUCCAGGACACCAUCAACUGGCUGACCCAGGCAGAGCAGACCCUCAACAUGGCCCAGCCCCCCUCCCUCAUCCUGGACACCGUCCUCUUUCAGAUAGACGAACACAAGGUGUUUGUGAAUGAGGUGAACACCCACAGGGAGCAGGUGCUGGCCUUGGAGAAGGCCGGCUCUCAGCUGCGUUUCGCCAGUGUAAAGCAGGAUGUGGUUCUGAUCAAGAACCUGCUGCUGAGUGUACAGGCCCGCUGGGACAAGCUGGUGCAGAGGUCCCUGGACCGUGGCAGACACCUCGACGAGGCCCGCAAGAGGGCCAAGCAGUUCCAUGAGGCGUGGAGGAAACUGUCUGACUGGCUGGAGGAGGCUGAGAGCCGGCUAGACUCAGAGCUGGAGAUCUCCAACGAACCAGACAAGAUCAAAAUACAUCUGACCAAACACAAGGAGUUUCAGAAGGCUCUGGGCUCUAAGCAGCCGGUGUAUGACACCACAGUGAGGUCUGGUAAGGCCAUGAGGGACAAGGCCACGCUGCCCGAAGACACCCAGAAACUAGAUCACCUACUGGGGGAGGUCAGGGACAACUGGGACACAGUCUGUGGGAAGAGUGUUGAGAGGCAACACAAGCUGGAGGAGGCCCUGCUGUUCUCAGGUCAGUUUGCUGAGGCCCUGCAGGCCCUGGUGGACUGGCUGUACCGUGUAGAACCCCAGCUGGCUGAAGACCUGCCAGUCCACGGAGACCUGGACCUGGUCUCCAACCUCAUGGACUCACACAAGGCCUUCCAGAAGGAGUUGGGGAAGAGGACAACUAGUGUCCACGCCCUGAARCGCUCAGCCAGAGAACUGAUGGAGACCGGCCGCGACGACACCGCCUGGGUCAAAGUUCAACUGCAAGAGCUCAGCAACCGCUGGGACACAGUCUGUGCCCUGUCCGUCACCAAGCAGACCCGUCUCCAGCAGGCCCUCAAACAGGCGGAGGAGUUCCGCACGGCGGUGCAGCUGCUGCUGGAGUGGCUGUCGGAGGCAGAGCAGACGCUGCGGUUCCGCGGCGUGCUGCCCGAGGAGGCGGAGACUCUGCAGACGCUGCUCCACACCCACCGGAACUUCAUGGCCACGGUGGAGGAGAAGAGGACCGACGUGAACCGGGCAGCGGGCCRGGGCGAGGCCAUCCUCACCACGUGCCACGCCGACUGCAUCACCACCAUCAAACACUGGAUUACCAUCGUACGCUCCCGCUUUGAAGAGGUCCUCACAUGGGCCAAACAGCACGAGCAGCGUCUGGAGACUGCUCUGACAGAGCUGCUCAACAACGCCACGCUAUUGGAGGAGCUGUUGUCAUGGCUGCAGUGGGCGGAGACCACCCUAGUCCAACGUGACGGAGAGACCCUUCCACAGGACAUCCCUCAGCUCAAAACACUCAUCACAGAACACCAGGUGUUUAUGGAGGAGAUGACCCGGAAGCAGCCUGACGUGGACAAAGUGACCAAGACUUACAAGAGGAAACCAACAGAGCCCCCUAGCAGCCUAGCUGAGAGGAGAGGAGCUCGUAAAAACCAGCAGCAACAACAGCAUCAACAACAGGCGGCGAUGCAAGUCGCCGGGGGCAACCCCCGCUUGACCCAGCUAUGCUCAAGGUGGCAGCAGGUGUGGCUGCUUGCCCUCGACCGCCAGCGGAAGCUCAACGACGCCCUCGACAGGCUUGAAGAGCUGAAAGAGUUUGCCAGCUUUGACUUUGACGUGUGGAGGAAGAAGUACAUGCGCUGGAUGAACCACAAGAAGUCGCGCGUCAUGGACUUYUUCAGACGCAUCGACAAGGACCAGGACGGAAAGAUCACUCGCCAGGAGUUCAUCGACGGCAUCCUGGCCUCAAAGUUCCCCACCAGCAGGUUGGAGAUGACGGCGGUGGCAGACAUCUUUGACCAGGACAGAGAUGGUUACAUCGACUACUACGAGUUUGUGGCAGCGCUGCACCCCAACAAGGACGCCUACCGGCCCACCACCGACGCUGACAAGAUAGAAGACGAGGUGACCAGACAGGUGGCACAGUGUAAAUGUGCYAAGAGGUUCCAGGUGGAGCAGAUAGGAGAGAACAAGUACAGAUUCUUCCUUGGAAACCAGUUUGGUGACUCGCAGCAGUUGCGGUUGGUGCGUAUCCUGCGYAGUACGGUCAUGGUGCGGGUCGGAGGGGGCUGGAUGGCCCUGGACGAGUUCCUGGUCAAGAACGAUCCCUGCAGAGCCCGAGGCCGUACCAACCUGGAGCUGCGUGAGAAGUUCAUCCUUCCGGAGGGUGCUUCCCACGGCCUGGCGGCGUUCCGCUCCCGAGGCCGGCGCUCCAAACCCGGCUCCCGCACGGCCUCGCCCACCCGCUCCUCCUCCUCGGCCUCGCACAGCGCACAUAGCUGCGCAUCCUUGCCCUCUGCUCCCGCCACCCCCACCGCCUCCUCUAGGUCCUCAAACUCGCGUGGCUAUGCCAAGCCCUGGCUGGCACACAGUAAAACUCCAACACCAACCAAGUGCCAGUCCUGCCCAGACCACGACCACACCACCCCUGGGCAUGAGGGAGCAGCGUCGGGGUCCAAGCUGAAGAGGCCCACCUUCCACUCCAGCCGAGGGUCUCUGACUGGAGAGAAUGGAGGAGCUACACCCAUUUCUACUAAACCUGGACGUACCGACCCCAAGCGUACCCCAUCGGGUGCCAGUGGUCCGGUCAGCCGGGCGGGCAGCCGAGCGGGCAGCAGGGCAAGCAGCCGGCGGGGCAGUGACGCUUCGGAUGCCUCUGAGCUCCUGGAGACUCGCUCGGCCUGCUCGGACGCCUCGGACACCCCCCGGCGCCCAGGAGCGGCCAAGCCCUCCAAGAUCCCUACCAUCUCCAAGAAGGCCCCAAGCCCCAAGACACCCGCUUCUGGGAAGAAAUAGUGAAGGAGAUGUCAAAAAGACGUCAUAAAAAUGUCAUACAGCCAACCAUAGAGUCGUCAACAUAACAGCGUCAUACAUCUAACUAUCGGGCUGGUUUGACUCCAAGGGCUUCCCCAGCCCCCCAAAACACCAGCCAUGUUGAAAUAGGGAAGAUGUCCAGACUAUAGAAUUAGAUCAAGUAGAAMGCACCAUCUCCUUUUCAAAGAGACGCUCUAUAGUGAACAGACUACUGGCGGCCAUAUUGGGUGUCACAUUUGAUCCAAACGUCCAUCCAUAGGGCUUGCAUGGGAUUCAUGCACCAAGACUACUGUAUGAAGGGCAGGGAGAGAGAGGGAUAGAUAGGGGAAGAUAUCUCUCUUUUCCUCCCUCGUUCACACACUCGAAAUCAAACUCACUGGGGGUGUCGGGUUCGUGCACUUAGACGGAACAGAACUUUCCCCUUUUAAAACCCAGAUCCCAGWUUGCCUUCCAGUCUCCUGUGUGCUCUSUCUCGUAACGGGAUUGUGCUAGACUGUUGUAGAGAAAGCCACAGCAAUUUGAACCGACAACCAACCAACAUAAUGCUGCCUUACUGUGUUACACAUUUCUGUCCUGUUACCUAAUCUGAGUUCCAGAGAACGUUAGGUAGAGCCUUGUAACUACUUUGUGUAUGUACACACUGACACGCACAGAACUGAAGUACACACACACACAUUGAGGGGAGAGAUUAAAUGACUCAGAACUUCCUGGAGAAUGGCAUUCAAAAGAACUGGAUUGUGGGUAUUGUGGACAUUUUUUUUCUCACCAUGAGUUCAACUGAAAAUAUGCAAUGAUUGCUGUCUUGUUUUUUUUCCUCCCCUGGACUGGGAAGUGAAGCGGAAUGACACUUCAGCAUGUCUGUGGGUCGGGAACAUCUAGACUAGCGUGAAUCUACUGUUCAGUGUCUGGGCGGCGCCACUCUGACCACUUCCUGCACUGAGCUAACUGCCUAAACCUCAAGCCCAGGAGACCGUGGAAGUGGCGGGAAACACAUUGCAAUGUCUUCACAAACCACUGCAACAUUGGAAGUGUGUUUAAAGGUKUGAGUGUGUGUUUGAUGGAAUGGAGGGUUUCUCAUGUUGUCCUAUAAUACUGUAUGAAACCUCUGUGUCUGAGAAGAAAAGCACUAUUUCUUGGUGGGACCCCACUAACAGCAAAAACAUGACAGUGUGAAACAAUGUAGUGGAUUGUAAGGACACACAAUUUAAGCGACUAUAAUUCUACGAUUAGAGAUUGAAGACCAGCACACACUGACGGUGUAUCGCUACGGUGUAUCGCUGUAAUUCCACAUUGCCCCUCCCCCUACGUUGCCGCUGGAAACCCCAUAGCCGCAAACACACAUCWUUGUAUACGUGUGUCAACGUGUUACAGGAAUCAAAGGUCAUCGACUUGUGUCACCGUAUGCAAAGAUUUCAUUUGUGAAUGUCUUUCAUUCUGGUUAAUUUAUAAUCCUGUUGUAUUUGUUUUUAGUUUUGCUUUUGUAGUUUAAGAAAACAUUUAUAUUUAUUUUUCAGUUCUGUAUCAUCACCUUGGAGAAUGAUUAGUAUUAAUAUAAUGAAAUCAUGAUCUUUUGUACCAAGGAAAAUGUCUGCUCCUCUCUUCAACGUUGUAUGUUAUUACUUCUUAACUUUACUCAACUAGGAAGCUGACUUGAUUUCCAUGGCAGCCUUUUUUGCUAAUGACUACAACUCCCUGAACAUGACCAAAGGGGGUUGCCUUUAUUGUGUUGACAAAAGAACUACAAAUAUGGAUGACAGGGAACCGAACCCCCAGUGUCCCUCCUUACAGGCGUUUGAAUUGUCAUGUCUUUGAUGGCUGCAAAUGUGCUCCCCUAUUUCUUAAUGUGAGAGCUAAAGUAUAUGAAAACUUAAUGAUCGCAAAUGUCAUCUUGAGGUGAUUUUAUUUAUUUAUUGUCUCUUUGGGGGUGGGGAUCCGGGGACGCCAACGAGGAACCCACCUUCUGAUGCGGUGUUAUUCUCUGUGAUGAAGAGAAAAUAUGUCGGUGGGAGGGGGGGUUAGAAGUCAAUUGUGUAAAAUAAAAAAGCUAAGAUUAUAAACCAUUUUUGUUCUCUUUUUGUAUUAAAAAUAUGCUUGCAGUAAAAAA
Messenger RNA from Salvelinus sp. IW2-2015, 27282 nucleotides. The record is from RefSeq and is a predicted model, not a curated record. NCBI's taxonomy places the organism in Eukaryota, Metazoa, Chordata, Actinopteri, Salmoniformes, Salmonidae.